This is a messenger RNA of Myxocyprinus asiaticus (Chinese sucker), 9012 nucleotides long. RefSeq names its product HECT domain containing 1 (gene hectd1). Gene Ontology annotation, molecular function: ubiquitin protein ligase activity; protein binding; metal ion binding. Gene Ontology annotation, cellular component: nuclear speck. NCBI's taxonomy places the organism in Eukaryota, Metazoa, Chordata, Actinopteri, Cypriniformes, Catostomidae. The record is from RefSeq and is a predicted model, not a curated record. The transcript is spliced from 42 exons. Bases 357 to 8135 code for a protein of 2592 amino acids. Gene Ontology annotation, biological process: anatomical structure development; proteasome-mediated ubiquitin-dependent protein catabolic process; protein K63-linked ubiquitination.
GCAGAGCCUCGUGAUAUGCGGAGCCUCGACUAGUUCUCUCGACGGCUCUCCAUUUCACUCAAUAUUUCACCCGUCGCCUUCACGUUCACUUUGACCUCUACCUUACAAACAACAAAAGUGGGGAAUGAAGCAAUAUCCCUCUCUUACCGUCUGACACAACUUCAUCCAGAGCCGAAUUUCGUCCACCUUUGAGUGUUUUUUUCUCUCUUCUCGUCGUUUGGCGAUUAGCGGUGAAGACUUGAUGAGACAACAAGAGGACCAGUGACUGCCCCUUUUCAAAUCUCUCCUGCCGCUGGCGGAUGCGUCACCAGUUGGGGCUGUUACUGGGUGUUGGGUAGAUAGGGUAGUGGGGCGUCAUGGCAGACGUGGACCCGGACACAUUGCUGGAGUGGCUGCAGAUGGGACAGGGUGAUGAGCGGGACAUGCAGCUCAUCGCUCUGGAGCAGCUCUGCAUGCUGUUGCUCAUGUCAGACAACGUCGAUCGCUGCUUUGAAACGUGUCCUCCACGGACAUUUCUCCCAGCUCUGUGCAAGAUCUUCCUGGAUGAGAGUGCACCCGAUAACGUACUGGAAGUGACAGCUAGGGCCAUCACCUACUACUUGGACGUAUCUGCUGAAUGCACCCGCAGGAUUGUUGGAGUGGAUGGAGCCAUCAAGGCCUUGUGUAACCGGCUGGUUGUGGUGGAGCUCAACAAUAGGACCAGCAGAGAUCUGGCUGAACAGUGUGUGAAGGUUCUGGAGCUGAUCUGCACACGGGAGUCUGGAGCUGUAUUUGAAGCAGGGGGUCUGAACUGUGUUCUUAGCUUCAUUAGGGACAGUGGUCAUCUAGUGCACAAGGACACAUUGCACUCUGCCAUGGCAGUGGUUUCACGUCUCUGCAGUAAGAUGGAGCCACAAGACUCUUCCCUGGAGACAUGUGUGGAGUCCCUUUCUAGUCUGCUGAAACAUGAAGACCACCAGGUGUCUGAUGGAGCUUUACGCUGCUUCGCUUCACUGGCCGACCGGUUCACACGGCGUGGAGUUGACCCAGCCCCUCUUGCUAAGCAUGGACUAACGGAAGAGCUGCUGUCCCGUAUGGCUGCAGCAGGAGGAACGGCAUCUGGACCCUCCUCCACCUGCAAGCCUGGCAGAACCUCCAGUGGAGCUACACCAUCUGCUGCAGACUCAAAACUCAGUAACCAAGUGUCAACUAUCGUCAGCCUUCUGUCCACACUCUGCAGAGGUUCACCAUUAGUCACACAUGAUCUUUUGCGCUCCGAGCUGCCUGACUCUAUGGAGAGUGCUCUGCAGGGGGAUGAGCGCUGUGUGCUGGACACCAUGCGACUGGUGGAUUUGCUGCUGGUGCUGCUCUUCGAGGGACGUAAGGCUUUGCCCAAAUCCACAGCUGGGUCCACUGGCCGUAUCCCGGGUCUGCGGCGUCUUGACAGCUCCGGAGAACGCUCCCACCGACAGCUUAUUGACUGUAUACGCAGCAAAGACACUGAUGCUCUCAUUGACGCCAUUGACACUGGUGCUUUUGAAGUGAAUUUCAUGGAUGAUGUAGGACAGACACUCUUGAACUGGGCCUCUGCAUUUGGAACACAAGAGAUGGUGGAGUUUCUGUGCGAUAGAGGUGCUGAUGUCAACAGAGGCCAGAGGUCAUCAUCUCUGCACUAUGCUGCCUGUUUUGGAAGGCCACAAGUAGCCAAGACUUUAUUGCGCCAUGGGGCCAAUCCUGACCUGAGAGAUGAAGAUGGGAAAACCCCAUUGGAUAAAGCUAGAGAGAGGGGACACAGCGAGGUUGUAGCAAUCCUCCAAUCUCCUGGAGACUGGAUGUGUCCUGUUAACAAGGGAGAUGACAAGAAAAAGAAGGAUGUCAAUAAAGAGGAGGAAGAGGGCAGUGAGCCAAAAGGUGACCCUGAGAUGGCUCCUAUCUACCUGAAAAGGCUGCUCCCAGUAUUUGCACAGACCUUUCAGCAAACCAUGCUGCCUUCAAUAAGGAAAGCUAGUUUAGCACUGAUCAGGAAGAUGGUGCACUACAGUUCUGAAGUUCUACUAAAAGAAGUGUGUGACUCUGAUGCUGGACACAACUUGCCCACUGUUCUUGUGGAGAUCACUGCAACAGUGCUGGAUCAGGAGGAUGAUGAUGACGGGCACCUCCUGGCACUGCAGAUUAUUAGGGAUUUGGUGGAUAAGGGAGGUGACGUGUUCUUAGACCAGCUGGCCAGACUGGGUGUCAUUAAUAAGGUGUCCACUUUGGCAGGGCCCAUGUCAGAUGAUGAAAAUGAGGAAGAGGCCAAACCUGAGAAGGAUGAUGAACCACAAGAGGAUGCCAAAGAGAUUCAGCAGGGGAAGCCCUAUCACUGGAGAGACUGGUCCAUCAUUAGAGGCAGGGACUGCCUUUAUAUCUGGAGUGAUGCAGCCGCAUUGGAGCUCUCAAAUGGUAGCAAUGGUUGGUUCCGCUUCAUCCUGGACGGUAAACUGGCCACAAUGUAUUCCAGUGGUAGCCCAGAGGGUGGAUCUGACAGCUCAGAAAGUAGAAGUGAGUUUUUGGAAAAGCUGCAGCGUGCCAGGAGUCAAGUCAAACUAGUGACCGCCAGCCAGCCCAUUCUGUCUACACAGGGUCCCACCAAGCUUACUGUGGGCAACUGGUCUCUCACCUGCCUAAAAGAGAGCGAAAUCGCCAUCCACAACUCAGAUGGCCAGCAGGCCACCAUCCUCAAAGAGGACCUGCCAGGCUUUGUGUUCGAGUCAAACCGAGGCACUAAGCACUCGUUCACUGCAGAAACAUCUCUAGGGUCUGAGUUUGUUACUGGCUGGACUGGUAAACGAGGAAGAAAGCUCAAAUCCAAACUGGAGAAAACAAAACAGAAGGUGAAAACCAUGGCCAGAGAUCUGUAUGAUGAUCACUUCAAGGCUGUGGAGAGUAUGCCGAGAGGUGUGGUGGUCACUCUGAGAAACAUCGCCACACAGCUAGAGUCUGCUUGGGAGCUGCAUACUAACAGACAGUGUACUGAGGGUGAAAACACUUGGAGAGACCUCAUGAAAACAGCUCUUGAAAAUUUGAUUGUCGUUCUUAAGGAUGAGAACACAAUUUCUCCCUAUGAAAUGUGCAGUAGUGGCCUGGUGCAAGCACUUUUUACUGUCCUCAGCAAUUAUGUGUUUGCAUUACAGAGUGUGGAACUAGACAUGAAACAUGAUUGUAAGCCGUUAAUGGAAAGAAUAAAUGUGUUCAAGACUGCGUUUACUGAAAAUGAAGAUGAUGAAAGUCGACCCGCAGUUGCCUUAAUCCGCAAACUGAUAGCAGUGUUGGAGUCAAUAGAGCGGCUACCUCUCCACUUAUAUGACACGCCAGGCUCAACUUACAAUUUACAGAUUCUGACUAGGAGACUACGCUUCCGUCUGGAACGAGCUCCAGGUGAAACAGCCCUGAUUGAUCGCACUGGUAGAAUGCUAAAGAUGGAGCCACUGGCUACCGUUGAGUCACUUGAGCAGUAUCUGCUCAAAAUGGUGGCCAAGCAGUGGUAUGACUUUGACAGAUCCUCAUUCAUUUUUGUUAGGAAGCUCAGAGAGGGCCAAAGCUUCACCUUCAGACACCAGCAUGACUUUGAUGAAAACGGAAUUGUGUACUGGGUCGGCACCAAUGCAAAAACUGCGUAUGAAUGGGUGAAUCCUGCUGCCUAUGGAUUAGUUGUGGUGACCUCCUCUGAGGGCAGAAAUUUGCCUUACGGCCGACUUGAGGACAUCCUGAGCAGAGACAGCUCCGCCCUCAACUGUCACACUAACGAUGAUAAAAAUGCCUGGUUUGCCAUUGACCUUGGUCUGUGGGUUGUGCCCUCUGCUUACACACUUCGCCACGCCCGUGGAUAUGGUCGCUCCGCCCUCCGCAACUGGGUGUUUCAAGUGUCCAAAGAUGGUCAGAACUGGAUGACUCUCUACACCCAUGUAGAUGACAGCUCUCUCAAUGAGCCGGGGUCGACAGCCACAUGGCCUCUAGAUCCAUCCAAAGAUGAAAAGCAGGGCUGGAGACACAUUCGCAUUAAACAAAUGGGGAAGAAUGCCAGCGGACAAACACACUACCUCUCCCUCUCUGGUCUAGAGAUCUAUGGCACAGUUACUGGUGUGUGUGAGGACCAGCUGGGUAAAGCAGUGAAGGAGGCAGAGGCCAACCUGAGGCGGCAGCGGCGUCUUUUUCGCUCGCAGGUGAUGAAGUACAUCGUUCCAGGGGCACGGGUGGUACGUGGCAUCGAUUGGAAGUGGAGAGACCAGGACGGCAAUCCUGCCGGAGAGGGCACUGUGACCGGAGAGGCCCACAAUGGCUGGAUUGAUGUCACCUGGGAAGCCGGUGGCUCAAACUCGUAUCGUAUGGGUGCAGAGGGGAAGUUUGACCUCAAGCUUGCGCCAGGGUACGACCCUGAGUCAGCGCCGUCACCCAAACCUGUUUCAUCCACUGUUGCAGGCACACCGCAGUCCUGGAGCAGCCUGGUGAAAAAUAACUGUCCAGACAAGGGUGGCUCGUCCUCCACAGCGGGGGCCAGUUCCUUCAGCCGCAAGGGUAGUAGCAGUUCGGUGUGUAGCGUGGCCAGCAGCAGUGAUAUCAGUCUCAGCUCCACCCGAGUUGAGCGCAGGGUCGAGAGCCUGUUGGAGCAGGGAGUAGGCAUCGUUGGAGGGCCCCCGGGGGCCGAGGGUCAAGAACCAAUUGUUGUGCUUUCCUCGGCAGAAGGUGGCUCCGCCUCCAGUACCAGCACACUAACAGCGGACAUGGGAAGUGAGGAUCGUAAAACACCAGCACCUGAUAGACAGUCGGCUGAGUCAGCAGCCAUCUCUAUGGGAAUUGUUAGCGUCAGCUCACCUGAUGUCAGCUCCGUAUCGGAGUCAUCUAGUAAGGAUGCUGUGUCCCAGAGACCCUUGUGCUCUGCCACCAGUGCACGGCUGUCCGUCAGCUCUCUGUUGGCAGCCGGAGCACCCAUGAGCUCCAGCGCCAGUGUGCCCAACUUGUCCUCCCGUGAGGCCAGCCUGAUGGAGUCAUUCGUUCGCAGAGCGCCUAACAUGUCUCGCACCAAUGCCACCAACAACAUGAACCUGAGCCGAAGCAGCAGUGAUAACAACACUAACACGCUGGGACGCAACGUCAUGAGCACUGCCACUUCUCCACUCAUGGGUGCGCAGAGCUUUCCUAACCUUACAACCACUGGUACCACCUCAACUGUUACAAUGUCCACCUCCAUAGUAACCAGCAGCAAUAAUGUAGCCACGGCAACAACAGGUUUGUCCGUCGGCCAGUUGCUCAGUAACACACUGACGACCAGCCUGACCUCAACAUCUAGCGAGAGUGACACAGGUCAGGAGGCUGAGUUCUCCCUCUAUGACUUCCUGGACAGUUGUCGGGCCAACACACUGCUUGCAGAGUUAGAUGAUGAGGAAGACUUGCCAGAGCCAGAUGACGAUGAUGAUGAGAAUGAGGAUGACAAUCAGGAAGAACAGGAGUAUGAGGAAGUUCUGGUACGGUCCAGGGUCAACCUUGGUUACCACGUUCAUAUUCAUAGGGAGGAAGAGGAGUAUGAAACCAAAGGGGGUCGCCGCAGGACCUGGGAUGAUGACUUUGUGCUGAAGCGACAGUUUUCUGCUCUUGUACCUGCAUUUGACCCCAGGCCAGGCCGGACCAAUGUCCAGCAAACUACUGACCUGGAGAUCCCUCCACCAGGUACACCUCCAGGUACACCUUGCUCUGAGGUAAAGGAGGAGGUGGAGUGCACGCCUUCUCCCCGUCUGGCUCUCAUCCUAAAAGUAGCAGGGCUGGGAACAACACGAGAAGUAGAACUACCUCUCACCAACUACAAGUCCACUAUUUUCUAUUAUGUUCAAAAGCUUCUCCAGCUCUCAUGCAAUGGUGCUAUUAAACCUGACAAGCUUAGACGCAUCUGGGAGCCUACAUAUACGAUAAUGUACAGAGAAUUGAAGGACUCUGACAAAGAAAGCGAGAGCGGAAAGAUGGGUUGCUGGUCUGUAGAGCAUGUGGAACAGUACCUUGGCACAGAUGAAUUACCAAAGAAUGACUUGAUAACCUACAUGCAGAAGAAUGCAGACUCAACUUUCCUGCGCCACUGGAAAUUAACCGGCUCUAAUAAAAGUAUUAGGAAAAACAGAAAUUGUUCGCAGCUCAUAGCUGCAUACAAGGACUUCUGUGAGCGUGGCUGCAGGUCAUCAGGCUUGAGUUCAGGAACGCUGUCUGCCACACAGAGCUGCGAUAUCCUGAGUGCUGCACGGGAGCAGGCUCAGGCGAAAGCGGGCUCGGGUCAGAGCGCCUGCAGCGUGGAAGACGUACUGCAGCUCCUGCGCAUCCUCUUCACAAUUGGAGGAGAACCCUCAUCUGGCCGCACACUGCAGGAAGAUGUGGAAGAGCUACAGUUCAAUGCAUCGCCUGAGGAAUUCACCAGCAAAAAAAUUACAACUAAAAUCCUUCAGCAGAUCGAGGAGCCUCUGGCCCUGGCUAGCGGGGCUCUUCCGGACUGGUGUGAGCAGUUAACCAGCAAGUGUCCUUUCCUCAUCCCCUUUGAGACCCGGCAGCUUUACUUUACAUGCACUGCAUUUGGAGCCUCCAGGGCUAUAGUCUGGCUCCAAAACCGAAGAGAAGCCACCAUGGAGCGUUCCCGGCCUUCCACCACGGUGCGUCGUGAUGAUCCUGGGGAGUUCCGAGUAGGCAGACUCAAGCACGAGCGUGUCAAGGUGCCUAGGGGAGAGAGCAUGAUGGAGUGGGCUGAAAGUGUGAUGCAGAUACACGCUGACAGAAAGUCUGUACUGGAGGUGGAGUUCCAGGGGGAGGAAGGCACUGGUCUUGGUCCCACUCUGGAAUUCUACGCUCUCGUGGCUGCAGAGUUCCAGAGGACCUCACUUGGUAUCUGGCUCUGUGACGAUGACUUUCCAGAUGAUGAAUCACGUCAAGUGGAUCUGGGCGGUGGCUUAAAACCACCAGGCUAUUAUGUGCAGCGUUCCUGCGGCCUUUUCCCCGCACCUUUUCCUCAGGACAGUGAUGAACUUGAGCGUAUUACCAAGCUUUUCCUCUUCCUUGGCAUCUUUCUGGCCAAAUGCAUCCAGGACAACCGGCUUGUAGACCUACCCAUCUCACAACCUUUCUUCAAACUGCUCUGUAUGGGCGACAUCAAAAGCAACAUGAGUAAGCUCCUUUACCAAACCCACAUAGAGUCAGACUGUCACCUCUCUGAAAUCCAGUCGGAAGCCUCCACUGAGGAGGGUCAGGACACAUACUCGGUGGGUAGCUUUGAUGAAGACUCAAAGUCUGAGUUCAUCCUUGACCCACCUAAGCCCAAGCCACCAGCUUGGUAUCAUGGUAUUUUGACAUGGGAGGACUUUGAACUGGUGAACCCCCACAGAGCACGGUUUCUAAAGGAGCUGAAGGCACUGUCUGUGAAGAGGAGGCAGAUCUUGGGCAAUAAAAGCCUGUCGGAGGAUGAGAAGAACACACGGUUACAGGAUCUUAUGCUGAAGAACCCUAUGGGCUCUGGCCCACCACUUUGCGUAGAAGAUCUAGGAUUGAAUUUUCAGUUCUGUCCAUCAUCCAAAGUACAUGGCUUUUCAACGGUGGACCUGAAACCCAAUGGAGAGGAUGAGAUUGUCACCAUGGACAAUGCAGAGGAGUAUGUAGAGCUCAUGUUUGACUUCUGCAUGCACACAGGAAUCCAGAAGCAAAUGGAGGCCUUUAGAGAGGGCUUUAACAGGGUGUUUCCCAUGGAGAAGCUCAGCUCUUUUAGUCACAAAGAAGUGCAAAUGAUCCUGUGUGGUAACCAAAUGCCAUCCUGGACUGCUGAAGACAUUGUUAACUACACAGAACCUAAACUAGGCUACACCAGAGACAGUCCUGGUUUCUUGCGCUUUGUGCGAGUACUGUGUGGAAUGUCAUCUGAUGAGAGGAAAGCCUUUCUCCAAUUCACCACAGGCUGCUCAACCCUGCCCCCUGGUGGACUAGCCAACCUAUACCCUCGUCUAACAAUAGUCCGGAAGGUUGAUGCAACAGAUGCCAGCUAUCCUUCAGUUAACACAUGUGUACACUAUUUGAAGUUGCCAGAGUAUUCCUCCGAAGAGAUCAUGAGAGAACGCCUCCUCGCUGCCACUAUGGAGAAGGGCUUCCACCUCAACUGAGCAUGCUCUCCCUACAUCUUUGACCAAUUCCCAUACUGGUGAAGCCUGUUGUUUUGUUGCAGAAAAUAAAGCUGUGCUCUGAUGAAAUCCCUCCCCCUCCAUACCCAAUGCACCCCACAUGUACCUAAAUAAACAGGUAAAAAAAAAAAAGUCCCAUCGCAGCUUCACUAGCUACUGAAACAGAUUAGGGCCUUGUCCUCCUCCAUUGACUGCUCCACAAGGCCUUUCCCAGGUCACUCUACUGCUUAAGGGCUUAAGCCGCUGGCAGCCAGGGUAGUCUCUCCUCAUUCUACUGUGUUUACUGUCAUACACCAGGUUCAGUGUAAAUUUUGGCAUAGAUCAUCUUUUUCAGACCCAAAUUAUCACCAUCUCCAGCAUCCUCAGACCCUGGUCUCCCUGCACAGGGAGGCACAAGCACACCCUAUUCUUUAGAGCUAACUAUAGAGUGUUUGGGCAUUUCCUUAACAGGUUUUAUGUUUUACUAGUGCCUGCAUUGUUGAAAUAUUAGGAUUUAUUCUUUUCAUUUGUUUUACUUAAUCUGUCAGCAUACAAUCAUGCACAUGCUUAUUUUUUUCUGUUUUUCUUUUUUUGCUUCCGUUACCGUGUAAGUAUCUUUUCAACCGUUCAUUGCCCUGCUAAAGGAUCAAAAUCCCUGAGUGCAUUUGUGUAAUUUUACAAUAAAGCUAUAGAUACAGAAACACUGGUUUGGUGUGCAAGGCACAUUUAAAAACAAAGCAAAAAGCAAGCUGUGCUCUCCCUUGUAUUUUCUUUGUAUAUUAUAAACAUUUAUUUAACUCAAGUUGCAGUUUGAAGUAAACAGAUAUUUUCAAAUGUGUAUGCUCCAAAAAUAAUCAUUAAAAUGUUUGCAAAGUACAAA